This is a messenger RNA of Penicillium argentinense, 630 nucleotides long. RefSeq lists its product as uncharacterized. The transcript has a single exon. The record is from RefSeq and is a predicted model, not a curated record. Lineage: Eukaryota; Fungi; Ascomycota; Eurotiomycetes; Eurotiales; Aspergillaceae. Bases 1 to 630 code for a protein of 209 amino acids.
AUGAGUGGAGAUAAAGAGUUCACUCCCAAGGGCUCGCAAGACGUGUCAUCUGCAGCCGAAAGCACUUCGGAAAAAUGCACAGGCGUGCAGGACAAUGCCUCUGCUCCCGAGGGGAUGACAAAUAAUUCGGCUCAAACUGGUUCAUUACUCGGGACAAUAUGGUCUCUUUCCAGCUCGUUUCUUGGAAGGGCGUCAGGCCAGAGCAAAACUGCGAUUCCAAAUCUUGGCAAGGACCAGAAAUUGUCGGGUGGAAAGGCUGGUGAAGAUACCGCAGUUGCAGUAUCUGCAUCUGAAAGCCUAAAGUCGACGAAACCGGCCCAGACCGCUCUCGAAGGAAAAGAAAAUCAGGCGUCGCCAGAGGCAUAUUACACGCCCAACGAGGUUCCGCUCUUCAAGAAGCUGCAGAAGAAGCGGUUGACGGGGACGCGGACGAAGCAGCUUCUUCGUGCUGCGUCACGGGCUCAUGAUGAUCCUCCGCCGCCGCCGGAACUGGGGACGUGUUGUGGGAGCUCGUGUGAUCCUUGUGUGAAUGAUUUGUGGAGGGAGGAGAGGGGUGUGUGGAGGGAGAGGUGGGGAGAUCGGGCGGUUGAGAAGGACGGGGAUGGGAAGAGGAAGGAGCUUGAGUGGUAA